AUGGCCUCAGCCCUCAAGUCUCUCUUUGUCGCCACGCGCAGCAAAGCAGCAGCAGCAGCAGCAGCAGCAACGCAGCAGCAGCAAGACAGCAGCAGCAGCAGCACCAAGACAGCCGCAACAGCACCAAGACAGCAGCAGCAGCAGCAACAGCACCAAGACAGCAGCAGCAGCAGCAGCACCAAGACAGCCGCAGCAGCAGCAGCAGCAGCAGCAGCACCAAGACAGCAGCAGCAGCAGCAGCAGCAGCAGCAGCAGCAGCAGGACCUGGAGGGGGUCCAUAACAGGCAUGCUGCUGCUGCUGCUGCUGGGGCGGCGGUCGUAAUGGGCAAGUUCUUGUUCUUCAAAGCUCUGCGGAUGUUUUCUUUGGGGUCCCAAAAACGCUCUGGCCGGUGCAGCGGCAAAGGGGGGGCCUCCGACUCCUAA
Molecule: messenger RNA, 423 nt
Organism: Eimeria necatrix
Lineage: Eukaryota; Apicomplexa; Conoidasida; Eucoccidiorida; Eimeriidae
Exons: 3
Coding region: 1-423 (140 amino acids)
Source: RefSeq, a predicted model, not a curated record